Molecule: messenger RNA, 3777 nt
Organism: Dioszegia hungarica
Lineage: Eukaryota; Fungi; Basidiomycota; Tremellomycetes; Tremellales; Bulleribasidiaceae
Exons: 6
Coding region: 1-3777 (1258 amino acids)
Source: RefSeq, a predicted model, not a curated record
AUGAACGAUCACGACGGCGCACCGCCAUCUCCCAACUCCCUUGCCUUCCCCUCUGAGGCGUCCCGGUCCCCUUCGCCGGAGGACCAACUCGACAGUCAUACCCGGGCCCAUUCGCCCGCACCGUCCGAUAUCGGACUGUCUCCGUCAGCAUCAACAUUCUUACGCACGGCCGAGACGCUCGAGGGACUGGCGCAACAGCUCUCGAAUCUCAGCAACGAUGCCGAAGAGGCGUCCGCACCGGGCGGGGCGGUGGUCUGUUGUUGCGGGGCGGUAGAUGGGAGAGGAUGUAAAGCUGCGCAGGGGAGGGAGAGGAUGGCUGAGAAAUUGAUUCUCAGCGGCGAGAUAGGCAAUGCGCUUCUGCAUCGCUAUGAAGCGCUCGAGAAGAAGCACGCUUUCGAGGUGAAACGGCUCCAACAUCAGCUCGAGGUCAAGCGGACUGCUCUGGCCGAUAGCAUACGACGGAUUAACGCGCUGGAAAAGGCGAAUGGGACGCAUUUGGGCAAAUACGCAGAUUUGAACAGGAAGCACGAGGCUUUGGAGAAGCGCUACACCCAAUCUCUUCAUACCCAAAACCUCACGCAGCAAUCGCUCACCCACGUUCGCACCGAGCUCACCACUUUACGAAACACGAUGCAACGCCAGUCCAUCGCUCUUGCUUCCGGUGCCGGGGUGGAAGAGCGCCUGUCAGACGCCGAGAGACGGUACGAGGAAGCGCGGGAGAUGCAGAUCGCGGCGGAACGAGCGGGGAAGGAGGAGAUACGCAAGCGGAGUCGGGCCGAGCUCCGUAUUGCCGAGCUGGAGCAACAGCUCCGGGCUGCACAGCGGGAGAUUGAGGAGAUCAAAGAAGCUCGAACGCGGGACGCAGAGGUACUCCUCGACAACGCCAAAUCACGCCUCGAGAACCUGCACGAGCAGCUCUCGUCCACUUUUCGAGCCGACUCACCGGCCGAACAGCCGGAAUACCUCCGCGCGCUGGAGGGACUCGUAGCGUCGAAUGCUAUGCUCAAGCACGAUGUCUCGGAGCUAUCGCAUCUACUCGCAGAGUCGAAGGAUGACGUCCGGUCGCUGCGGGAGGAGAAUGAUGAGCUGCGCGCAGUCAAUGGAGUGGCCGGGCGGGUCUCGCCGGGCGUCCCUCCACAUCUCGCGGCGGAGCUUCGGCAGGGGAAUCACUCGCGGACCGAGUCAUCUCCUACGGUCGGAGCGUUCGACCGGUCCACCUGGGCCAGGAUGUCGGUCUCGAGCUCGAUGCGAUGGGAUCAUAAUCGUCGCUCGUCGUUCGCUCCGUCCUUUGCUUCGACCUCGACAGCGGAUGGGGGUCUCACCUCACCCGGACUGGGUCUGGGGUCCAUUGGGGAGUUUGGCGGCGCGCUCUUGAGGGAUGGAGUGCUCAGUCCGCCUUUGCAAGCGACGGACGGGCGAGAAAGUCCUCAGGGAGGCGCAUUCAGGACGAGUCCGAGUGGCGGGAUAGGGUACGUGUUAAAUGGAGUGCCAAAGAUGGGGGCGGUCAAGCCCCAGUAUAGGCGCAGAGCGAGUGAUAGGCCUCAGAUGCCAUCCAGAAGCUAUACAUCUCAGGGCGUCGGCUCCAUCGCAGAGAGCGCACCCCUCGAGUCGGACGUCGGACACACAACGGACGAGCCCAUCUCCCCUGCAUCCGAGUACUUCCGCGCGGCGGAUGUCAGCCGGAAACGCCGCUCGCUCAUGCUUCAGCGGCAUCACUCUGCCUCACCGCACGAGUCGGCCGACUAUAGCUCUACCGCCUCUCGCACCCUCGUAGAUGGAGGUCUGGCCGAUCUCACUUCGCCCCGGAGCGAGGGAGAGGUGGGGACGGCGUUGCCUGCUAAGCCCAGCCCGGCGAAAGCGGCGCAUCGGCGGACAUUGCUUCUCCUGACCAAGUCAAAAGGGACGCAGACGGACCCGACCGAGUUUGACGUAGGUACUGUCAGGAUACCCACGUCGGACUACAUGGAUGGACCUCCAGCUCCCCCAUCCGUCGCUUCUACCGGAACAUCACCGCGGCCGGACGACCGGUCGGAGACGUCUUCCCUCCAUCCACCGGUCCAAGGUCCACUCAUGAUCUUUGUCGAACACCUCUCGAAACUGCUCGGCCGGCUCCGCGCAGCAGACAUCCCCACCCUCAAUCGCCGGCUCAAAAAGCAACACCUCUCGGGCGACGUCUCGCAUCUCUCCCGAUCGACCCUCCGGGCGCUCCAUACCGAGAUCGCCGAGACGAAGAACCUCUUCCGCGGGAUGCUCGACUCGAACAGUAUUCAGCGGAAAGAAUGGAAUAUGCUGUUCAAACUCAUGAAGGAUGUCUUUACCGAGCUGGUGGAUAUGCAGGCGGUCAUCAACGAUGUGACGCUGGAGCCGAAACUGGCCAAACGGCUGCAGAAGGAGGCGUUCAGGGAUGAGGAGGCGGAAGAGGCCGCAUUGGCGGCUGCUGCGGCUGGAGGAGGCGGGGUGGGGCUGGGAUGGAUAGCCAAUCCUAUCACGAGGCUGUUUGUCACGCCCGCGAGCGAGCCGGUGGCGGACAAUAAGGCAGGUGUGAGGGGAGGGGAUAGAGGGAAGUUGCAGGCAGGAGUGCCGGUCAAGGCGGUCUCGAAGCAGGCGGCCGUGUCCGGUGCCACGACCACACAUGUCAGUGUGGAGUUUGCAGGUGCGGGAAUGACUAGGCGGGCGACGCCGGCUCCUUCUGCUCUUGCCCCAUCUGCCUUGGGGUCGGGGUCCGGUGUGGUGGAUGCUCUCCCGCCGAGCCCAAAUCCUACCGCUCCGCCUGGGGAUCGGAGUCGGCAAGUCUCAGCCAACUCGGUCGCUACUGUCGAAUCUACCAGGGCGGACAUGGCGGGCACGACGCGUACUCUACGUCCACCGGGGACACUGCGGCCCAGCAAGUCCCGGGCAAACCGGAAUGAGCUGCUGGGGAUUUUUGCGGGCGCGCAGAACCCUCGGCCACCCAUGCCUCCUGCCGGUUCCCCAUGGCUCCUUCUCGACUCGGACGGCAUCCCUCCUCCUACCCCCAAACUCCGGUCAGCGAGCUCCCAGUACUUUGGUCCGGGCGCAGAACGGACCAUCCGCGCUCGGGACGGUACAACGCAGCGGAAACGCCUCUCCGCGGUCGUCGACGCCGUCAUUGACAACAGUCAAGGUGACGACGGGCAGGGCAUGGAUGACACGACGCACGACCUGCCAUUCCAGCAACAAUUGCUCACGCGGACAUUACGGCCUCGGGGGUUGAGCGACAGCUCUAUUCGCUCAACAUACGUUAGCCAUGCGGCCACGAGCGAGAUGAUGCCCUCUGCGCCUCCCGCGGAGUUGGGUGCGGCAGUAGCGCGUCAAGGAGGAUAUACGGGCGGUCUUCUGGCGGGACUGGGGAGGAGGCUUUACUGGGCCAAGUCGGACGUCUCGCCUGUCAAUCCUAUGGAUAUGCCUCCGCCCCCACCUCCCCCGGCACAGCCACACCGAACCACCUCGUCCGGAUCCAAGGAGGUCAGGGAACCCCUCAAUCGCUCCACAUCGACCUCGGCGGCGAAACCAAUCUCGGCUUCGGCCUCGCCGAAUAAGCGGGGUACUGCCCAAGCACCGGUCGGGGGUGGAGGAGGCUUCAUCAGCUUCUUGGAGAAUAUAGCAGGGGAGGGCGCAAAGAAGGGGAUGGACGCGGAGGAGGAGGGGGCAGCGAAACGAAGAGGUGGGGAGAGCAGUCUGGACCGGAUGGAGAGGGAAGAGAUGAUCGGUGCGAGCUUCAGACAGGGGGUGAUGCUUGGUCAAGGUGGGGCGAGGUAG